CUUUUGCUGCCCGAGAGCCGACACGUGCGUGAUGGAAGCGUUUUGACUGCAGGGAGCACAGCUACUUAACUGUCGCCCUCGUGGCUCUGCUGCGUCGCGUCUGGAGCAGCAGAGUGGGGGUUCUUGUGCUGCUCGACCUCGUCACCAUCCAUCGUACCAUUCCGCAGGACCAUGGCAGACACAGCCCAGCUCGACCUGGACACGGACCGCAUCAAGCAAUGGCGUUCCAUUGUCGCUCUGAUCAUCUUCGUCGUCGCCAACCUCGUUGUACUUUUCCCCUUCCACAUCCCCAUCUGGAUCCCUCAAAGGCCUGUGAAUGCCGCAUUCGCAGUCUUGGCUCGCCUGCGAGUGCUGUCGCCCAGGCAGGAGAAAAGGCAACGACAGGUCGCCCAGGUCCAAGCACUCGCCUUCGAACGAUGGAACUUCCCCAUGGAUUUUGUAACAGCACCCCUGAUUGCAGACCUGUUCUUGCUUGCCAUCGGAGCGAUUGGUCGAACUGAAGUGCACGAUGGCACUGUCGGGGCGAACCACAUUGCCCCGAUCGAUAUCAUGGUCUUCUUCUUGUCAUUAGCCUACAUUGCCUUGUCCAUCGAUGCCUCAGGAUUGAUUCGAUGGCUAGCCUGCCGCGUCCUGCGGAAAGGAGGUAAGCAUGGCUACAGGCUCUACUUCUAUCUGUAUACGUUCUUCUUCGUCAUGGCCUGCUUUGUUGGAAACGAUCCAAUCGUGCUCUCUGGCACUGCCUUCUUAUCGUAUAUGUCCAAGGCUUCUCGCAACAUCACAAACGCCACGGCCUGGAUUUUUGCUCAAUUCACGGUAGCAAAUAUUGGCUCCGCUGUGCUCGUCUCAUCGAACCCAACGAAUCUGGUGCUAGCCGGUGCGUUCUCUGUUAGGUUCAUCGUUUUUACCAUUAAUGUCAUUGUGCCCGUGUUGGGGACGAUUAUACUUCUUUUUCCUUGCCUACUAUGGCUCCUCUUCCGCAAGGAUGGGCUUAUUCCCCACGAGAUUGAGCUUGAGGAGCUUCCAGAGAACAUCAAGAACGCAGAGCCGGUUAACCCGAAUAUACCACAAGAGUACCACAAAAGAUUGACACCGGAAGAGCAGAGCGCACUCGCGAUAUCGACUGUCCUGAAUCCAUACCUGGACAAGAAGAGUGCCAUUGUGGGCGUCAUCAUAAUGAGUGCUACUCUCAUCACGAUCCUCGUCAUGAAUGCAACGAGCUCGAAUGGGCAUGAACAUCCUGUAUUCUGGGUGACACUGCCUGCAGCAGUCUUGAUGCUCUCAUGGGAUCUUUGCUUUGGGUGGAUACACCGGCACGAGACGCGUCAAAUCGCGGUCAACUCGUCCAAUCUUGGCUCGACGUCAAGAAAGAUUGGAGGAAGCGAAGACGAGGCUGACCACGCCAAUGACCAUGAAAGCGUUUUGGAUCUUACUGCAGAUGUCGAGAAAAGCGGUCUGUCAGAAGAGAGUAUUGAUGAACAGGCGGAUACUGGGCAGAAGAGCCCAAAAGCGUCACAUGACGCAGUAAGCGGGAAGUCACCGAGAAGAGAUCAUUCACAAACUCCAUCGAAGGAAGUCGUGCUCGAAAAGAUUGCCGUUCAGAUUGAAGAUCCCACCGACAUCAGUGAUCCGAAGCCCGGAAUGGCGGCGACAAUGAAAAGCUGUGAGCAACGAACCCUGCAUUCUGAAACAAUUCGUGGCUGGAAAUGGCUGCGCAGGACAUUCCCGGCGAGCAGUGUGGUCAUGACGCAUCUGCCUUUUAAGUUGGUUCCCUUUGCUCUCUGUAUGUUCGUGCUCGUUCAAGCCCUGGUCACCAAGGGCUGGGUCGCGGUGUUCGCAUAUGGCUGGGAUCACUGGGUGGAUCGUACGGGGGUCGUUGGUGCAAUUGGCGGGAUGGGCUUCUUGUCAAUUGUUCUAUGCAAUUUUGCGGGAACCAACAUCGGCACGGCCAUUCUUCUCUGCCGGGUAGUCCAGUCAUGGGUCGAAAUUCAUGAACAAAACGGGCUGCCCAUCAGUAACAGAAGGUUUUCGGCUACAGUUUACAGCAUGGCGAUAGGUCUGAACUACGGCGCUUUCAGUACGGCGUUCUCGGCGUCACUGGCCGGUCUCCUAUGGCGCAGCAUUCUCGAUCGGAUGGGCAUUCAUGUGCGAAGCCGGGACUUCGCCUUGGUGAAUAUUCCCAUCAUCGCAAUUGCCACAAUCAUUGCUCUCGUCAUUCUGGUUGGGCAGAUAUACAUCACGCGAGAUACAGAGGCUUACGUUCCGAGCAUGUGAGCAUUUGUAUGCUUUCUAUGGGGAAGCAUCGAAGGCACAACAGGCUGAGCCUCAAGAUGCGUAUACUCAAGUACAAAUCGUCUGGGCACUCUGCCACCAUAAAACAGGAUAGAAACUAGAUUAUUACCGCGUGCUUUGUCCGAGCGACUCAGCAACUUCUUCGCUCAUGUCAUCUCUGCCUAGUGCUGCGGAUCAAAGGCGACCUGUCUUUCAAACGAAGAAGGCAUGCAUCUACAUUAAAGCGGACAGUGCCUGCCGGCGAACAGCAGAGAAGGAACUUCGAAACUACAUCUGUCGCUAUCUCGUCACGACCCUAUUCAUGAGCCUGUCUGGCUUCGAGAGGCAGAGUGCCUUGAAUACGCUGCACAGGGCAGAGAUACAAUACGUGAAAAAUAUAAUCGCAAUCCACCCACUGCUGGUGUAAUGCGACAGAUUUCGACGCACAGUUCAGGUGCGCCGCACCUCCCGAAUAGUCGGUAUCGAGAGCACGAUUCUCAUUGUCAAAGACCCACCGGCGAGACUCCCUUUCGCAAGACCCUCUCAACAGGACCCAAAUACUUCCAGCGCAGUCGAAGCUCACUACGACCCCUGGUGCAUAUCCAAGAAAAGAAGAUGGCGACCCCCAAGAGCAGUAGGAUAAUGCGCUGGCUCUUGAUCAAGGAGCUGUCAGCAGCGCGAAGAAGAGAACCAAGAAGAACCAUGAGUACAAGACCGCCGAUGAACCUUCCAGACAGCAGACGCUCGCUGAUACUAAAGCCCAAGUUAUGGCUGAGCGAGAUGCCGCUGGAGAGACCACUCGGAAGCACUAUCCUGACUACAAAGAUUCCAAUGCUUCCUCCACCGAGAAAGACUUUGACGAGGCUAUUGAGCAAGAAGAGGAUGAAGGCGCCGGAGAAGAGCUCAGUGAAGAAAUGAACACAACCGCCACUGACGCCCCCCAAGAGGAUGACACCGAGUCCGAAGCAUUUGAAUCCGAAUACGAUACCGCCAACGACACCGAUUCAGAUGACCAGCUUAUAGACCCGCGAA
Molecule: messenger RNA, 3300 nt
Organism: Cercospora beticola
Lineage: Eukaryota; Fungi; Ascomycota; Dothideomycetes; Mycosphaerellales; Mycosphaerellaceae
Biological process (GO): transmembrane transport
Cellular component (GO): membrane
Source: RefSeq, a predicted model, not a curated record